AUGAAGCCCGUCCUUAUCGCGGCCCUCGCCGCGGCGGCGUCUGCAUUCCCGAACCUGGCCUUGCGUCGCAGCGAGCAGCAGCAAUGUCCUUCUGUCGGUACCGUCACCACGACAGCCACGCUCACUCCGCAGGCGCAGACUAUCACUGUCACUGACGUCCGCACUUCAAUCAUUACCACCGUAUCCACAUUAACAAUCCAUCUCGUUCCCGCCACGCAAACCGUCACUCUUUCCGCCGUUCCCGUCACUGUGACGCUUCCUGCGCAGUCGCUCGUGCAAUCGCUCUCCCUCUCUGUCUCCGCACCCGCGCAGACCCUGACGUUCACCGUUCCCGGCGAGCCCCGCGUCGUCACUAUCCCAGGCGAGGUGUUGCCCGCGGAGACUAUCACGCGGACUGUCACGCUGGGCCAGGCACAGGGCACUGGUGCUGCCGUUGCGCCGCCUGCUGCUGCUGUCUCUUCUUCCGCCGUUGCCGCGGUGUCCGCGCCUGUAAUCGUCGGCUCUAGCUCUGGCUCUGGCUCUGGCUCCAACUCUGGUCCAGUGCAGAACCCCAUCCCGUCUGUUGCCACGAUCCCCGGCGCGCCAUCCAUCGUCACAGUCUAUGGCUCCCCGGCUGUCGUCACGGUUCCCGGCAGCACGAGCCUGACGACCGUCACUUUGGCAACGGGCACUGCGGUCCACAGCGUCGAGGUCCCGGCAUCUGUUGUCACCAUCUCCGCCGCGCCAGUUGUUGUCACAGUCACAGGUAGCGCAAGCGUGGUCAGCGUGCCCGGCUCUACGGCUGUGGUUACGCUGCCUGGAUCCACGGAGGUGCGGACGGUGCCGGGCUCGACGGAGGUCAGGACCGUGACGUUGCAGGGCACUACGGUUGUUAGCACGGUUGUGGCUGCUACGUCUGUCGUCACUGUUACGGCGGCGCCGUCCGUCGUUACGGUCACUGCUGCGCCGUCGGUUGUUACGGUUUCGGGCGCCGCGGUGUCUUCUGCUGUUGUUGUUUCUGGGGCUACUUACACGACUACUGUCGUCGAGUCGGGCUCUACAAUCAUCAGCACGGUUACUGCCCCUGCCUCUACUGUGACGGCCACUGGCGCGCCGUCUUUCGUCACUAUUCCCGGUACCACUUACACGACCACGGUUGUGGGAGCUGGCACUACAAGCAUCAGCACUGUUGAGGUUCCUGCUUCUACUAUUACUGUUUCCGGAGCCGAGGAAGUUGUCACUGCCACUGCCACUUCGGGGGCCUUGACUUCUGUUGUCGCCAUCCCUGGCACUACCUCCUUGACCACCGUCACGCAGCAGUUUACUACGCUUGUCAGCACCGUCCGUGUUCCUGCUUCUAUUGUCACAAUCUCUGCUCCCGAAGAAAGUGUCACGGCCACUGCAGAGGCCUCGUCUUCUGUUGUCACUGUCCCUGGCACUACGUUCUUGACCACCGUUACGGAGUCGUCCACCACGUUUGUUAGCACUGUCCGUGUUCCAGCUUCAACUGUUACAGUCUCUGCUCCCGGAGAGAUUGUUACUACUACUGCCGAGGUCUCACCUUCUACUGUUGUUGUCCCUGGCACUACCUCCUUGACCACUGUCACGCAGUCAUUUACCACCCUUGUCAGCACAAUCAGUGUUCCUGCUUCUACAUUUACUGUCUUUGGAUCAGCCUCGGCUACAGCGAUUACUCUCCCCUCCACUACGCUUACCACUAUUACUGAGGGCUCCAUUUCGACCGCCACUUCCUCGGAUUCUACCUCGCUUUCUACGACUCCUGUGGCUACGGAAACUACGGCCUCCGCGCCCUCAUUCUCUGUGGUUGUCAUUCCUGCUUCCACAUCUACGAUUUACGGAACCAUGCGUGACGUUGUGCUUACCGUCACAACCGUCUUUCCCGCUUCAACCAUCACUGUUUAUGCCACGCCGUCAAGCAGUGCCAUCGCUACGGAUAUUUCGGAUACUACUUCCACAGAUUCUACCACCGCUUCCAUAGAUUCUACCGCCGCUUCCACGGAUUCUACCUCAUUCUCUACAACUCCUGUAGUCACGGGAACGACGACCUCCGCACCCUCGUUCUCUGUCAUUACUAUUCCUGCUUCCUCGUUUCCGACACAAAUUACCGUGGCUGGGCGUCCGAUUUUCACCCUGACCUAUGUUCCUGCCUCAACUAUUACAGUCUACGACACCGCGUCGAGCAGUGCUUCUGCUUCCGCUUCUGCUUCCACGACGGAGACUGCUGCCGACAGCACUGGGCCUCUCACCACUGCGGCAUCCGCCACCGAGACCUCUGCCACGGAGACUUCUGCAACUGAGACUACUGCCGCCGAGACUUCUGCCGCCGAAACUUCUGCGACUGAGACGGCAUCCCCUACCGCCGAGGCUACCACGACAGAUGUUCCUACUACCACCUCUGUCGCAGGUCCCGCUGGUACCCUCAUCGUGAACGGAGACUUCGAAGAUGCUGUCGUUGCUCCGUGGUCUGUUACCGCGCAAUAUUCUUCCCUUGAUUACAACAGUCAUUCCGGCACUUACAGCCUUGCAAUAAGUUGGGACGCGUAUAGUGGUCCGUCGGCUGCAACCAAACAAGUUAUCAACAUUACUCCUGGCGCGCAGUACACGUUCAGCAUGUGGAUCCAGUUGGAAGAUGCAGGUGUUACUUCGUGCAAUCUCCAAGCCGGUCUUCAGUCUUUGUCGUCCUCGCUUAUCUCUCAACCGCAACUCACGGGCAGCUUUGAGUGGCAGCAGUUUACGUCGGAGCCUUUCACUGCCACCGACGCGUCAGAUAUACUCACUAUCACCACCACCUGUGGAUUUUUGAUGACUUCGGGCUACACCGAUGGCUUAUACCGCCUGGAUGACCUUGUUAUUACUUGCGUCAGCGGCUGCACUGCAACUGAGACUUCGACAGAUGCUGCUACGUCUGCUACCCCGACUGGUGUCGCUGAAGCUACUACCUCGACUGAAGCUACAUCGACUGAAGCUACAUCCACUGAUUCUACAUCCACUGAUGCUACUCCAUCGGCUACCUCAACAGAGACUUUCGCUUCCGCCACCGCCACUCCCAGCUCCGUCAACGUUAUCCAAAAUGGUGAUUUCGAGACCUUUAGUUUCGAUAAUUGGGUAGUCCAGGGAGCUCCUGACUAUUAUCUCAUCGGCGGCAGGACCGCUGUGGUGCACACCGGCUCCAAUUCCCUCAGUGUCAGCUGGUAUAACAGACCAGGCCCUAAUGACGUCCUGAUUAAACAAGCCGUGACGUUCACACCCGGAACGCAGUACUCGAUCGACUUAUGGAUCAAUCGCGCUGAGCCGCAAGAUGCCAUAACCGACUGCAGGGUCUAUGCCUAUCUGCAGUCGGCGAUGGAGAAUAACCUUAUCGACAAUUUCGAUGUCACAAGUCCGUAUGAUUGGAUGCAGGUUGCGUCGGGCCCGUUCGUUGCUAACGUGGCUCAUGACACGCUUAUACUUGAUGUCUCGUGCUCCCUGACAAUGGGAGUACUUGAUGGCGAUUACGGUACUUUCUACCUUGACGAUAUUUCUGUCAAUUCUAUUCCAGAACAGGGCGGCACCUAG
This is a messenger RNA of Aplosporella prunicola CBS 121167, 3555 nucleotides long. RefSeq lists its product as uncharacterized. The coding region runs from base 1 to 3555 and encodes 1184 amino acids. Gene Ontology annotation, molecular function: hydrolase activity, acting on glycosyl bonds. The record is from RefSeq and is a predicted model, not a curated record. The transcript is spliced from 2 exons. NCBI's taxonomy places the organism in Eukaryota, Fungi, Ascomycota, Dothideomycetes, Botryosphaeriales, Aplosporellaceae.